AUGGCAAAGUUGGUUAAUCCUCUGAAUUGUUUACUGUCACAAGAAGUUACUUGGAAAGGGUCGGAAGAAUGUCAGAAAUCCUUUGAGACUUUAAAAGUCCUAUUGGAAACGGCACCAGUAUUAACACAUUACGACCCCAAGAAACCCGUGAGAUUAACGACAGAUGCCUCAUCGUGUGGAAUAGGUGCUGUUCUAUCAAAUGUAUCGGACGAAGGAGAAGAACAACCAAUAGCUUAUGCCUCGAGAACACUUUCUUCUAAUCAUAAGCCGCUUACUAUGAUACAGGGACCUAAACGAGGUGUUCCUGUCUUGGCAGUCUCCCGCUUGCAGAGAUGGGCGAUUCAACUGGGUGCAUAUCAGUAUGAUAUUAAAUACCGAACUUCAAAGAACAAUGCGAAUGUUGAUGCGUUGUCCCGGUUACCUAGGAAAAGUGUUGAAGAACCGGACGAAUGGGAGGAAGAGGCAGCGGCAGUAAACAGCGUUCAACUGAAGCGGUCACCUGUUUCAGUAAGUAUGAUUAGAGAAGCUACGCAAAAAGAUUCAGUAUUGUCUCGUGUAGUAUACUAUCUGUUACAUGGUUGGCCAGAAGGAAAGUUUCCAGAGGAACUACAAUAUUUCUUUACAAAGCAAGACGAGUUUACUGUAGAAGAAGGAUGCCUAUUGAGAGGAACCCGAGUGGUAAUUCCAACCAAAUAUCAAGGAGUGGUGUUGUCGGAGUUGCAUAUAAAUCAUCCAGGAAUGGUGCGGAUGAAAUCUUUAGCACGUUUACAUGUGUGGUGGUCAACAUUAGACCAAGACAUUGAACAGACUGUGAGAGAUUGCACCAGUUGUCAAUUUAAUCGCUGUAAAUCUCCACUUAAAGUAAAUAAUCCAUGGAUUUGGCCUGUACGUCCACGGCAAAGAAUUCAUGUCGACUUUGCAGGUCCAGUCGAGGGUGGCAUGUAUUUAAUAGUGGUAGAUGCUAAGUCUAAAUGGAUGAAAAAAAUGAAAGAUUUUUUAAAAGGCAAUGGAAUUCAAAUGCACUUAUCUUCACCGUACCACCCUGCUUCAAAUGGGGAAGCGGAAAGAGCAGUGAGAACAUUUAAAGACUCCAUGAAGAUUCGUAAGAAUGAAGAAGGAUCUACUGGAGAGAAAUUAGCAAGAUUUUUGUUAGGAUAUCGUACCACACCACAUACAGCAACUGGAUGUACACCUGCAGAAAUUCUUAUGGGUCGACGACUUAGAACAAGAUUAGAUAUAUUGCAUCCCAGUCUGGCAAAUAAAAUGGAUAAGAAAUCACAUCAAUUACCGAAAUUGACAAAGCGUAAGUUAGAAAUUGGAGAUCCAGUGAUGGUAAAAGAUUAUAGAGCAAGAAGAGAUCGUUGGAUACAGGGAGUAAUUUAA
Molecule: messenger RNA, 1383 nt
Organism: Xenia sp. Carnegie-2017
Lineage: Eukaryota; Metazoa; Cnidaria; Anthozoa; Malacalcyonacea; Xeniidae
Exons: 3
Coding region: 1-1383 (460 amino acids)
Biological process (GO): DNA integration
Molecular function (GO): nucleic acid binding
Source: RefSeq, a predicted model, not a curated record